AGUGGAACGCCUAAUGCCCCCUUUCUUUACAGACGAGCAAACGAGUCAGUUACGCGGAACAACGGCGCUUGCAGUAGCAGGUCGAGAGGCGGCGGGCGCCCGAGUGCUUCUCACGUCUCCCCCUCCAGCUGGGGCGGACCCCCCUCGCUCAGAGUCUCGCUCCCUCUCGCACUCGCCUCGUCACGCUCACCUACACAGAGAUACGCAUAUGCGAGGCGACACGUAGACGGCGCGCGCCGCGACGGAGACAGCGGAUCCGGUCCGUGUCGCGCCAGAGAGAGCACCAGCAGUAGCAGCAGCGACCGCCGCACACAGUGCGCUCGAAGUGAGCCGGGCUAAGCGCUCCCUCUACUGUGGCGGCGGUGGGUCGAGAUGUUAAUAAGCUAAUGCCUCGCAGCGGGCGCCGCGAGACGUGACAGCAAAGUGGCUUUCCGGCGGCUGGGCCGGGGACCCUAGCGUUCCGUCAACGUCGCAUUUCUCAGAGUGCUCCCGCGCGACUGCGGCGGCGACGGCCGCGGUGUGGCAGGAGAGAGAGAGAGAGAGAGGGAGAGAGAGAGAGAGAGAGAGAGAAAGGAAGAGGCGGGCAGGCUCCAGCAGUGUCGUCGUCUCCCGUGCUCAGCUCCGCGGCAACUCUUCUCUCCGGUGCUCCAGUGGUACGUCGGUCGCCUCCUAGCUCGGUGGCGACGGGUAGUGUGUGUGUCCGACGGACGGAGGUGGUGUGUGUGCUCUCCUGAAGUGAGGCGGCAGUGGGGUAGGGACAGUGAGGACACGAAGCGGUCAGCGGCACUGUUGUCGCUCGCGCUGUUGGUGAACGACGACGUGUAGGAGGAGGAGGCGGCGGUGGUGCUGUCGGAGGUGGUGGUGGGUUGUGACAGUGUGGUCGCGCCCGCGGUGAGGCUAUUUCGGAAAUAGCGCAGCGCUCGCCGCCGAGGCAGCGAGAGAGAGAGAGCGAGAGAGAGAGAGAGGGAGAGAGAAAGAGAGGGAGAUAGAGAGGGAGAGAGAGUGGGAGUCCUCUGAGUCAGGGCGCGCGUCGUCAGUCUGUCGACGGUUCGCGCGGCUGCAAGGCGGUCUCGUCCGCCGCGACGCGAUACGGGGGUACUAUCGCUCGCCUUCGUCCGGGCGAACGUGACGCGAUAAACUAUUCCCAGCGACCGGCCGGCCCGUCCGCGGCGCGCGAUACGGCCGGCUGUGUGCGGUGAUCGGCGAAGGGGGCGAGCGAUCGACGCCGCCGCCGUGUCUUCACGAAUGCCUGACAGGACUGCGCGCGAGGCGGCUCCACCGCGAUGUCGCGUCGGCCUCCGCGCUGCUGCCUGCUCCGCCUCUGCUGCUGCGGCUGGCGCCGGUGGAGGCUGCCGGUCAGUGAGCGCCGCGAGGCCGGCGUCGCAGAAGAAGGACGCAGAGGACGAAGAGGAGGGACGGGGCUGCCGGCGGCCACGGGCGUCGCCGACGCCGCCUGCGCGCUGCUGCUCUUCCUUCUCGUCGCCGUCGUCCAGUCCGCUACUUCGGACGAUGUGCAGGACUUCCAGAAGAUCCUGCCGGCGGAGGUGGUGUGGGCGGUGAGUGGAGAAGACGCAGAGCUGCCCUGCAACAUCACUCCUCCGUAUCCAGAUGACCGCGUCAACAUGGUACUCUGGUUCAAGGAUUCGUCCGUCCCUCUUUAUAGCCUCGACGCCCGUGGGUCCAGCCUGGAGGAGGCGGUGCACUCGGCCACCACGGACGACCUGGGGGCGCGGGCCAACUUCCAGGCGCUGUCCAGGCUGCCCGGGCGGCGGGCGGUGCUGCGCGUGCAGAACGUCAGCGUGGCGGACGAGGGCGUCUUCCGCUGCCGCAUCGACUUCCGGAACUCGCCCACCGUCAACUUCCGGAUCAACCUCACCAUCGUCGUGCCACCUUCGCCGCCUGCCAUCUUCGACUCCAACGACCGAGAAGUGAGUGCCAUUGCAGGGCCAUUUCUCGAGGGUUACGAUCUCUUCCUUGCCUGCAAGGUCCAUGGAGGCCGGCCCCGGCCAGAGGUGACGUGGUGGCAGGGCGGGCUACUGCGCGACGCCUCCAUCGACCUGGUGACGGACGCGGUGACCGUCAACCGGUGGUUCGUGUCGAGCGUGCCGCGCUCGCUGUGGAACAGCCACGUCGAGUGCCGCGCCACCUCCUCCAGCCUCAUGCGGCCGCUCGUCAAGAGGGUCCACCUGGACGUCUACCUGAAGCCGCAAGGAGUCCGCCUGACGUCCCAAGAGAUGCUGCUGUCCGCCGGCAAGCCGUACACCAUGCAGUGCGAGACCUGGGGGUCGGUGCCGCCAGCCAGGGUCACGUGGAUGCUGGACGGCGAGCAGCUGCGCAGCCCCCAGAUGCAGGUGGAACACCUGGGGAAUGUGACUGUGAGCCGGCUGGUGCUGCGGCCCCGGGUUCACGACCAGCAGAAGGAACUGGCCUGCCGCGUGGAGAACCCAUACUUCCCGGGUGGGAUACUGGAGGACCGCCGACGCCUCUUCAUUGCCUACGCGCCAGCUGUCUCGGUGAGGCUGGACUCCGACACGGGGCAGACGAUUUUCAAAGAGGGGGACAACGUGAGGCUGGCGUGCGAGGUGAACUCAAACCCGCAGCCGGACACCGUCAGCUGGUUCCACGAGGACCGCCUGCUGCGCAACGACAGUUCGUUCAGCGUGGUGACGUCGCUGAGGACGCUGCUGCUGCUGGGGGUGACGCGCGCCUCCAACGGCGACUACUCGUGCGCCGCCGCCAACUCCGAGGGGGAGACGCGAAGCGCUCCGCUCAGGCUCAGGGUCCAGUACGCGCCGCGGUGCCGGCCGGGCCACGAGGAGGCGCGCGUCGGCGCCGUGCGCCACGAGGCGGUGUCGGCGCUGUGCGAGGUGGACGCCGACCCCGGCGGCGAGGCGGUGCGCUUCAGCUGGACGCUGCAGCGCGGCCGCGACGUGCUGCCUCUGCCCGCCUCCCGCGCCGCGGCGCGCGGCGCCGCCUCCGAGCUGCGCUACACUCCCGCCGCCGAGACCGACUUCGGCACGCUCGCCUGCUGGGCCUCCAACAGCGUCGGCCGCCAGGACCGGCCCUGCCUCUUCCACAUCGUCCACGGUCGCACGCCGCAGCCGCCAGAGCAGUGCAGCGUCCGCAAUGACUCGGCGGGCGUCAGCUUCGGCGCCGGCAGCAGAAUGGCCGUCGUCCGAGGCGGCGAGGCGCCGGCGGCUUCUCUGGAGGUCUGGUGCUCGCCCGGCGACGACGGGGACCUGGCGCAGCACUUCGUGCUGGAGGUGCGGCCGCUGGACGAGUCCGGGGAGUCGCGCGUGACGGAGCCGGGCGCGAUGAGCGACCAGGCGGCCCCCGGCGGCGCGCCGCUGCAGCUGGUGCGCGGCGCCAGCCCGCGCUUCACGGUGUCGGGGCUGCGCCCGGGCCGCUACCAGCUGGCCGUCUUCGCCGAGAACCGCCUCGGCCGUUCGCACCCACCCGUCCUGCUCUCCAGCGUUGCCGCCGCGGAGGGCACCCAGCCCCUCGCUGGAGACGCCCAGUGA
Molecule: messenger RNA, 3521 nt
Organism: Schistocerca serialis cubense
Lineage: Eukaryota; Metazoa; Arthropoda; Insecta; Orthoptera; Acrididae
Gene: side
Product: hemicentin-2
Exons: 13
Coding region: 1284-3521 (745 amino acids)
Molecular function (GO): protein binding
Source: RefSeq, a predicted model, not a curated record